This is a messenger RNA of Pomacea canaliculata, 3950 nucleotides long. RefSeq names its product deleted in malignant brain tumors 1 protein-like. The transcript has 15 exons. The coding region runs from base 149 to 1828 and encodes 559 amino acids. Gene Ontology annotation, cellular component: membrane. The record is from RefSeq and is a predicted model, not a curated record. NCBI's taxonomy places the organism in Eukaryota, Metazoa, Mollusca, Gastropoda, Architaenioglossa, Ampullariidae.
ACGUGCAACCAAUGCCACUCAAGAGACUCCUUGACUUGCCGGCCAAAGCGAGGCUGAGCUCCACGAAGACAUAUCUCUGGUCUCCACGCCACGGUUUCCGCAUCCGCAUUCUGGACUGCCCACAUGGUCCUGUGUCUACACAUCUGACAUGACGAUGUGUCCAUACAUGAAGUCUUACUUUGUGUUUGCUCUCUUGAUUCCAGGUUUUGCUGGACAGAUGAUACCACGUCUGGUUAAUGGGACGGCGUGGUCUGGACGUUUAGAAGUUUUUGACAACGGAAAAUGGAAAACAAUUUGCAAACCCUGUUUUGAUAACAGCGACCUGAUGGUUGUCUGCAGAGAUCUUGGUUUCAGCAGCGAGAGAGCAGUCAGUGUGAGAUCAGACCUGUACGGAGAAGGUUCGGGCUCAAUUCUGCGAACUGAGUUGUCCUGCACAGGGUAUGAACUGAGACUGUCAGACUGUGAACGCGGUGGUGUUCACCACUGUGAACACUGGAUGGAUGUAGGCGUCAUCUGUGAUUCCCCUGGAGAGAUGACACCUCGUUUAGUGAAUGGAGCUCACUGGUCUGGACGUUUAGAGGUUCUGGAAGUCGGAGUAUGGAACACAGUGUGUGACCGUGAAUUCGGAAACAACGAAGCGCAGGUGGUCUGCAGGAUGCUUGGUUUGAACAGUCCUGGGGCCGUAAGUGUGACUUCAGACCUGUUCGGUGAGGGUUCAGGUAGCAUCCUGUCGAAGAGGUUAAAGUGCACAGGUACAGAAUCCAAACUGUCAGAGUGCCAAGGGAGCGGGACCAUCACCGACAGCUGCAAUCACUCAAUGGACGUCGGUGUAAUAUGUAACAUUCCUGGCCAGCUAACAGCUCGUCUCGUGGGAGGUAACACGUCUUCAGGUCGGUUGGAGGUUUUGAAUAACGGAACUUGGGGAGCAAUGUGCGACGAAGAUUUCGGUCUACAGGAGACACAGGUAGCCUGCAGGAUGCUUGGCUUCGACAGCAAUGUGACAUCACUUACCCAUGACAACAGCUCAGGAACAGUUUUCUAUGGUAACGUCACAUGUAACGGCACAGAGGCAAGUCUGACCGACUGCCAACAUGGCGGCUUCUCCCCUCGGGACUGUCAACAGUCUCGGGCCGUCAGCAUCUCCUGUAAUGUUCCUCCGGAAUUAACACUACGCUUAGUGAAUGGAAAUCCCUGGUCAGGCCGCCUGGAAAUUUUCUACCACGGAAAAUGGCGAUCCAUGUGUGACGGAAGCUUUGGGCCGAAAGAGGCACAGGUGGUCUGCAGGAUGUUUGCCUUUGACAGUCCUGGGGCUGUCCGUGUCUAUUCAGUUACAUACGGCAGAGGGUCUGGAACACUUCGUCUGGCUAAUGUCAGGUGCGCAGGCUCUGAGACUAGUCUACUGCAAUGUACACACAAUGGACUCCGGGAUGAAGACUGUGGACACACUGACGACAUCGCUGUUAUCUGCAACAUUCGUGAACACUUCACACCUCGGUUAACAGCCGGAAACACGUGGUCAGGUCGUCUUGAGAUCUUGUACAGCGGAACAUGGAGCUCAGUGUGCGACACGAGCUUCGGAUACAAGGAGGCGAGGGUUGGCUGUAGGAUGCUGGGCUUCGACAGCCCUGACAUAUUCGCCGUGAAUUCAUUUGUAUUCGGAGAUCGUGACAGCACCGUCCUGUUCGGUGACCUGGACUGCCAAGGAACAGAAACUAGUCUGGUUCAGUGUAACUAUAGCAGUCUAUACAAUCACAGGUGCGGUGCUGGCAGGGACAUCGGACUCAUAUGCAAAGCCCGUACAAACUGGCGAUUUUCGUCUGGCUGGUAGUCAUGGCAACACAUUAUGGCGUGGGUCGUGUUGAGAUGCGACUGGAAAGUGAGUGGUAUUCACUGUGCAGCACAAGCUUCAUCAAUGACGAUGCUAAAGUCAUUUGCAGACAUUUUGGUUUUAAUUCAAGCACAGCAACAACUGCUGAUGUGUCAUUAUUUGGUGCUACACAAGGACUCGUCGUGAUGGUUGAUUUUAACUGCUCAGGGAACAAAGCCAACAUGUUUGCUUGCCUACAAAAAGUUGAAAACAUCCCAGUCCUGUGUGAUGCACAAGAAUUUGGGGUCAUCUGUGGCGACUAUCCACCAUCUAUUCUGAGACUCACUCUGAAUGGGGAAGACACACCAUCAGUGACUGUAACUGAGAACUCCAGCGUGUACAUGAUAUGCGAGGCACAUGGGAGACCUACUCCCAGGAUGCUCCUCGUCAAUGGCGCUAACAAUCUUGUUUUGAAAGAGCGCCCUCUGGACGAAUUGUCGUCGAUGGGAGGACGAGGAAUAGUGGUGAUGAUGUUUAAAGAUGUUCAAUGUGAAGAUUCGGCCGACUAUAGAUGUGAAGUGGACAACGGUGUGGGACUAAGCAACAUCCGGCUUCUUGUGCCGUGUGCUCCCAAAAUAAAACGAUUUUGACGGACGAUUGCCGUUUAUGAAAAUUCAGAAUCAUCAAGGCAAUCUCACAUUUGAAAUGACAGGAUAUCCUACUCCACAGAUACAAAGCAAGGUAAGGCACGGAUCAACCGUCAACAACAGUCAUGAACGCUCAUCGGUUGACGACAGAAUUCACGUGUCAUGUGCUGCACGGCAGUUUGCACCUGCCUCUGUCACCUGCAACAUAACAACAGUUAAUGUGAUUAAAUUGAUCAAAGCCUUUACCAGAUUGACUUCAAAAACAGCCUUGGAGAGACUUCAUUUAAUUUUUCACUUAAACGUAAAGGUAAGUACAGGUGAAGCAUAAAAAAGAUAAGAGAAAUAUUACUUAUGUUCACUGCGUUACAGUGCACACUACUCAGAUCUCACUACACAUCCAUGGCACAUAAGCUCAUGAUCAUGGUUGAUGCUUCUUUACUUGCCGCCGACCGUCCACUUUUCGCUACCGCCAGGCAGUAGCGCCAGGUACUAGAGAAGGGAAGUAAUCCACGAAUUGCUGAAAUGCGAAGGGUGAGACGAGUUGUCUGUGCCCUUAGGUGUGCGUCUGAUCUGAGGUUGUAGGCACGGUCGUGACAAAAGUCAAACCUGUGCAGCCAGCAUUCUGCCGACAUUUUGGUAAGUACUGUCACCUUGAAUAGAUGUAAGAAGAGAUUCAGAUAUUCCUUAUGUUGCUAAUAGUAAACAGCUGUUAAAGUUCUGCCAUCUUUAAUAUAUAUAUACAAAGAAGCCUGCUUGUGAUAAUAAUAUACAUUCUGUUGACAUAUUUAAAAAAAUCUGUAUAAAUAUUUUUCACUGGAUAAAAAAAAUUAAACGCAACGUUGAUCACGAAAGUUUUCGUUUUGAACUUCAGUUUGAUUUAUCAAUAACAAUUUUAUUACUUAAACGUGUUUUCUUAGACAUUUUUAUUGUCUGUGCGUGAUAUUUCGGAAUGUUCGGAAUUUUAAAAUUAAGUUCUCCGAUAAACUCUGCUUAGAUAAAAUCCGAAACAGAGCUGCCACGGCUAACGAACUUUUCGAGACAGUUCUGCUUAAAUUUUUAUUAAAGGUAAAUUUGCUACUCAUGUUUUUUCUCUCCCCAAAAGAGUACUGCAUCAUGGGUUAUUAAGAAAUAAGGUAUAAAUGAAAUAUCGAAGGAUUUGCCAAUUUUUGAAGAAGUUUCUGAACUAUUAUAUGUGAAUAAUGCUAGUACAUAAUACAUUAUUUCAACUAAAUUACCAAUGACUGAUUUAGCAUAAUGGGAAGGAUGUUUAAUGUUUAGACUGCCACACACGCACACACAAAGACACAAACAGAAGGUAGACACACGCGCACACAUGUAGGUUCAAAUGUUCAUUCUAUUCAUUAUCGAUGACUCAACGAUUUAAGUGUUUUAUUUAUUACAGAAUCAUGCGUAUGGAGAGCGGUGUUAAAAAGAGAAUUUUCCGCUAUCACUUCAUCUAUACCAGUUUAGACGAUAAUAAAAUGAAGUCCUUUCAA